Messenger RNA from Brienomyrus brachyistius, 2466 nucleotides. RefSeq lists its product as uncharacterized. The transcript has 6 exons. The record is from RefSeq and is a predicted model, not a curated record. Lineage: Eukaryota; Metazoa; Chordata; Actinopteri; Osteoglossiformes; Mormyridae. The coding region runs from base 10 to 1995 and encodes 661 amino acids.
CGUGCCUCUAUGCGCAUGCGCUGUAAGCGAGUGCGCAAGCGAAAGUAUUCAUUACAGCCGGAGACGGCCAAGAACGCGAAUUUCUUUCUAAAGAUUCAGAACUUCAGACGUUCCACCACCUUCUCAAGGAAGCACCAGAAGUGCUUUACCGAAUUAAUAAUUGCAUUACCAAAAAUAAGUUCCACAGCAGAAGCGAGUGCAGGUUACAGGAAAAGAUCAUUUCUGAAGCAGAAAAUGGCAAUUGUGGCUGGUUUCGGUCCGCUUGAAGCCUUCAUUGGGGCAGAAGAGGGAGUGGCUCUGACUGAUGUCGAUGGCAAAUACUGGAGUCCGAUUGAAUGUAAUGGAAUAUAUCCUAUUGAGUGCUGCAAGGAGGCAAAAGACCCUUGGUGCAAGUUCCUCAUAGAAAAGGUCGGGGACCAUAAAGUUCGUAUGAAAGAUCUGAGAGGGGUAUACCUCAGUCGUAUUCACAGAUGUGGUAUAGACUUUAUUGAGGCAGCUAAGAAUCCCCCUGACGUGUAUUGUGAAUUUGAAGUUUUCGUGAAGGAUGGGAAGGUUUUGUUUAGAGCUGACAAUGGUAAAUAUCUGAGUCUCAUUGACUGUGGACGCCUCAACAUCGAAGCUGCCAAGGACGGACCGGACAAGUAUUGUGAAUUUACCCCAACCAUCGGAGACAUCGUCAGUCCUGAGUUUGAGAUCGUCUCUGUGGACUUCAAGAAUGUCCGUGAACUUACUCACAUACCAGCUGUUGUCCAGAAAGAAACUUACGUCAACAAGAGUAGCGUGGAGCAGAAGCACAGGUUUAGUAUGUCGUGGACAAAAGCUGAGUCUGCAACAACCACUUGGAAUCAGACUUGGGGUUUGAACUCCACUCUGACUUUUGAUUGUGAUUGUGCUAAUCAUCUAAUGUCUUUGGCCAGAUUCAGAACUUCAGACGUUCCACCACCUUCUCAAGGAAGCACCAGAAGUAGGAGCUCAUUACCAAAAAUAAGCUCCACAGCAGAAGCGAGUGCAGGUUACAGGAAAAGAUCAUUUCUGAAGCAGAAAAUGGCAAUUGUGGCUGGUUUCGGUCCGCUUGAAGCCUUCAUUGGGGCAGAAGAGGGAGUGGCUCUGACUGAUGUCGAUGACAAAUACUGGAGCCCGAUUGAACGGAAUGGAAUAUAUCCUAUUGAGUGCUGCAAGGACACAAAAGACCCUUGGUGCAAGUUCCUCAUAGAAAAGGUCGGGGACCAUAAAGUUCGUAUGAAAGAUCUGAGAGGGGUAUACCUCAGUCGUAUUCACAGAUGUGGUAUAGACUUUAUUGAGGCAGCUAAGAAUCCCCCUGACGUGUAUUGUGAAUUUGAAGUUUUCGUGAAGGAUGGGAAGGUUUUGUUUAGAGCUGACAAUGGUAAAUAUCUGAGUCUCAUUGACCAUGGACGCCUCAACAUCGAAGCUGCCAAGGACGGACCGGACAAGUAUUGUGAAUUUACCCCAACCAUCGGAGACAUCGUCAGUCCUAAGUUUGAGAUCAUCUCUGUGGGCUUCAUGGAUGUCCGUGAACUUACUCACAUACCAGCUGUUGUCCAGAAAAAAACUUACGUUAACAGGAGUAGCGUGGAGCAGAAGCACAGGUUUAGUAUGUCGUGGACAAAAGCUGAGUCUGCAACAACCACUUGGAAUCAUACUUGGGGUUUGAACUCCACUCUGACUUUUGAUUGUGAAUUUAUAGUAAAAUUUAAAUCAGAAGUCACAAUCUCAUACUCGGGAUCGUACGGCACCAGCUCCACGAAAGAAGCAUCCAUGACCUUGGGGGAAGAGACGGAGGUCACCAUCCCACCCCAUAAAAAGACAACUGUUAAACUAGUAGUCAACAAGCAGGAAUGCGGUCAGGUCCCAUUUACUGCUAAAAUUAAGAAGAUUAAGAGCAGUGGAGAUGUACAGGAGCUCACUGAACAGGGUACAUGGAGGGGGGUGAUUUAUGAAAAUGUGAUUGUUGAAGUUGAGGAGGAGGAUUUGUGAAGAGCAGUAAACAGAUAUAACAGCAACAUUUCCCCUAAGCGAGCUGGUGAAAUACAUGUAAUAAAGAUGAAUCUAGUAAUGCAUGUACUUUAUAAGCAACAUGAAAGAGUCUUUUUAGAAUGAAUUGGAUAAAUUACCCUGAUGUAAUCAAGUAUAACAACAACGUAGCUCCUAAUCAAGCUGGAGAAAUACACAUAACCAAGAUGAUCAGGAUUUAAAAACAUUUAAUUCUUAUUCUCAUAAUGAAUAUGUUAAGAUCUUUGUAAUAGACCUGUGGCUUUGCUUGUUAUGAUUCUGAAAUGCUUUUGGACCCAUUUUAUAAAUACCAUGUUACCUUGUAAUGCACAUAAUUUGCAGACGCAAUUGUUCUGGUUCCAUUUUAUAAAGAAUAUUCUUUGAUGAAAUAAGUCCUCUGUAGGUGUUUGACUGAGUGGCUUUUUCUUUAUUGCAAUAAAACCACGCUACUUAUCA